Mucor mucedo is the source of this 1030-nucleotide messenger RNA. Its product is annotated as cyclin-domain-containing protein. Lineage: Eukaryota; Fungi; Mucoromycota; Mucoromycetes; Mucorales; Mucoraceae. The transcript has a single exon. Bases 54 to 710 code for a protein of 218 amino acids. Gene Ontology annotation, molecular function: cyclin-dependent protein serine/threonine kinase regulator activity; protein kinase binding. The record is from RefSeq and is a predicted model, not a curated record. Gene Ontology annotation, biological process: regulation of cyclin-dependent protein serine/threonine kinase activity. Gene Ontology annotation, cellular component: cyclin-dependent protein kinase holoenzyme complex; nucleus.
AAAAAAAAAAAAAAAAAAAAAAAAAACCCUAUAUAUAUAUAUACACACAUACAAUGACAGCUAUACAGACGAGCAAUGCAAAUCAAUUAGGAGAGAUGUGUGCGAUGAUUAUACCAUGUAUUUGGGCAGGCAAUUUCAAACGACCCUUAUUAAGUCCGAAACGUCAUGCAGCAUUUAAAGUGUUUGUUCAGAAAGUGUUGAAAUCAACGCAGAUCAGUAGUAGUUGUGUGAUAUUAUCACUGUAUUAUAUUCAACAGUUACGAAGCGCGUAUCCUAGUAUCAAGGCGUCGAUUGGAUCUGAAGUGAGAUUGUUUACGACAGCAUUAAUGUUGGCCAACAAGUAUUUGGAUGAUAAUACUUUUACAAACAAGACAUGGAGUCAAGUGUCAAGUAUACCAGUGAAUGAAUUGAAUAUUAUGGAAAUGGAGUUUUUAUCCGCACUGAAUUACACAAUCCAUAUCCCUCAUGCAGUGUAUUUUGAAUGGCGUAACACAUGUCAAGGUUGGUGGAAUCAUCUUUCGCUUUGUCUUACACCUUUAGUACUUGUACCAUCACAAAAGCGGUCUUCAUUAUGGGAAGAAAGUUCUCCUGUACAAAAGAAAUUCUUUCCUUCAGUGGAUUACUAUAUAGAUGUAAAACCCAUCUUGAGCUGGUCCUCAUCUGUAUCUGCAUUAUCUUCUUCUAGAUAUAAUAGUCAUUUAGAUGUAUAAAUUAAAAUUCAAACAUAAAUAAAAUACCCCCCCCCCCAAACAACACUCACACACUCCCCCCCAACAACAACAACACACAUACACAAACACAAACACAACACCCCCCAUUUUUGUAAAUAUAAUUAUAAUAUAUGAUCGACCGGUUCUGGCCUUUUUUCAUUCUCCUCCUUAAACAGGAUUUUCUUGUCUUCCCCUUCUUUCUUCUCCUCCCCCCUCCGAAUCAGCUGAGAAUGUUUUACACGUGGAUUAAAAUGAUGAAACAAAAAAAAAAAAAAAAAAAAAACCGGCGUAUAAACAAUUAAACAUUUCCCGCUUUUUUU